AUAUAUUCCUUGGGCAGAGUGGGGUUCUACAGAAAUUACGUUAGAUACAUACGAACAUAGUUGUUAGUCUUAAUUUGUUGGUGAAGUGAAAUAGAAUAAAAAGCCAGUGGAAGUUUCGAAUUUUUAUCUACGCUGGUUAUUGAUUCAUGCAGGAAACAUUCGACAGAACGGAAACGGAGAAAAAGGAAAUAAUCUUGGAAUAGAUCACUCUCUCGUACAAAAAUCUGCGUUAAAUCUGAACAUUUGAGAGCAUUUCAAGAUGAACGGGACGGAGUUCAUGAACGCCACUGGCCCUGAGCAUUGGGUCACUUUCAGCUUCGAAACGACCGACUUCAUCUGGGAUACUUACUUGUGGAUGAGGGAUCACUGGUGGAAAUGCUUCUACUACACUGCCAUUUAUCUGAUUGUUAUUUUCGGAGGGAAACGUUAUAUGUCUGACAAGCCGAAGUUCAAUCUGAGAAAUGCUCUUGCGUUGUGGAGCGCAUCGCUGGCACUGUUCUCCAUUAUAGGAUUUACGAGAACGGCGCCGGAAUUUUUCCACGUGUUACAGCAUCACGGGUUUUACUAUAGCGUUUGCUCGAACAGUUACUACACGCAUGACCGUGUUUGCGCCUUUUGGUCAUGCCUAUUCGCCCUGUCGAAGAUCAUAGAACUUGGGGAUACGGUGUUCAUCGUCCUACGAAAACAGCAGUUGAUAUUGUUGCACUGGUACCAUCACAUAACAGUCAUCUACUACACGUGGCACGCAUACGCACUACUAGUCGGUACAGCCAGAUGGUACAUUGUGAUGAACUACUUCGUCCACUCUUGGAUGUAUUCAUACUACGCCGCAAAAGCAAUGGAAUUCAAACUGCCGAAAUGGUUUGCCAUGAUAAUCACCACGAUGCAGCUACUGCAAAUGGUCGUUGGCACUUUCGUGACAGGGGCGACGUAUUACUACCUAAAGGAGGGCCAGAAGGAAUGCCACGCGACGGUUCUCAACUCCACCUUCGGUCUGCUUAUGUACCUUAGUUAUUUCGUUCUGUUUGCCAGAUUAUUCCAAAAGUCUUACCUGUCCAGCAACGAACAAAAACCUCGCGCCAAAGAGAGGCAGAAUCAGGCUGAGGAUCACGAAAACAAGAUCAAAACUAAUUAGAGCGCAGUUUGAAGAUUUUCGCGAAGCAUUGAGUUGAAGAGACCGUUUUUCUAUGGAUGAUAAAUGUUUCUUGGAGAUUCUUUUUUUUCAAUUCUCUUUGGAGAAAUUUUAAGAAAUUUUUUUUUAGAGAAAAUCUUUUUAAGAGACUUUCUUUUAAAGAAAAGAGUUUUUUUAGAGGAAAAUUUCAAAAGACUUUCUUUUUCUAAAAAGACAUUUGGAGUCUCUUCCUUGCAAGUAUGUAUCUGUCGAUUUGAAGCUCGGAGUGAUAGAUGUUAAUUGCAGAUCAGAAAUAAAGGAAGAAAUUAUGGGAGAAAAUGAGACACCGUGAAUUUUUAUAGUGUUUAUAGCUUAAGUAAGUUACGAUGCUUAAUUUCAUUCAGCGCGAGAAAAUUUUCUCCUGUCGAGAAGAGGCUUGAAAUUUCUUUAAAUCUCUUUAAAUGGCUCUCUAUCGUGGAAUUAACACGUCACAGAAAUAAUGUAAUUUCAUAAUGCAUCACAAUGUACAAAAUUUGUAUUUAAUCGAAUUGUAAUCACAAACUUUGUGAAUAAAAAGAUUCUGACGUUACAACGAA
Molecule: messenger RNA, 1707 nt
Organism: Frieseomelitta varia
Lineage: Eukaryota; Metazoa; Arthropoda; Insecta; Hymenoptera; Apidae
Product: elongation of very long chain fatty acids protein 6-like
Exons: 3
Coding region: 260-1135 (291 amino acids)
Biological process (GO): fatty acid elongation, monounsaturated fatty acid; very long-chain fatty acid biosynthetic process; sphingolipid biosynthetic process
Cellular component (GO): endoplasmic reticulum membrane
Molecular function (GO): fatty acid elongase activity
Source: RefSeq, a predicted model, not a curated record